CCUUCCAGUGCAAGCAAAUCCUGCCGGACAAAAAUCCUACCUCAGCUGAAAAGAUGUCCUUCGAGGGUGCCAGGCUCAGCAUGAGGAACAGAAGGAACGGCCUGCUGGACAGUACCCGGACCCUGUACUCCAGCACGUCCCGCAGCACGGACGUGUCCUACAGCGAAAGCGACUUGGUGAAUUUUAUUCAAGCAAAUUUUAAGAAACGGGAAUGUGUCUUCUUUACCAAAGAUUCCAAAGCCACGGAAAACGUGUGUAAGUGUGGCUACGCCCAGAGCCAGCACGUGGAAGGCACCCAGAUCAACCCAAAUGAGAAAUGGAAUUACAAGAAACACACCAAGGAAUUUCCAACGGACGCCUUUGGGGAUAUUCAGUUUGAGACUCUGGGGAAGAAGGGGAAGUAUAUCCGGUUGUCCUGUGACACGGACGCGGAGACCCUCUAUGAGCUGCUGACCCAGCACUGGCACCUGAAAACGCCCAACCUUGUCAUUUCCGUGACCGGAGGCGCCAAGAACUUCGCCUUGAAGCCGCGCAUGCGCAAGAUCUUCAGCCGCCUCAUCUACAUCGCGCAGUCGAAAGGUGCGUGGAUUCUCACUGGAGGCACCCAUUAUGGCCUGAUGAAGUACAUCGGGGAGGUGGUGAGAGACAACACCAUCAGCAGGAAUUCAGAGGAGAACAUCGUAGCCAUUGGCAUAGCGGCUUGGGGCAUGGUCUCCAACAGGGACACCCUCCUCAGGAAUUGCGACGCCGAGGGAUAUUUUUCAGCUCAGUACAUAAUGGAUGACUUCAAGAGAGACCCUCUGUAUAUCCUGGACAACAAUCACACCCAUCUGUUACUCGUGGACAAUGGCUGCCACGGACAUCCUACGGUUGAGGCAAAACUGCGGAAUCAGCUGGAGAAGUACAUCUCUGAGCGCACUAUUCAAGAUUCCAACUACGGUGGCAAGAUCCCCAUUGUGUGUUUUGCCCAAGGAGGUGGCAAAGAGACUUUGAAAGCCAUCAACACCUCCAUCAAGAGUAAAAUCCCCUGUGUGGUGGUGGAAGGCUCAGGGCAGAUUGCGGACGUGAUCGCGAGCCUGGUGGAGGUGGAGGAUGUGCUGACGUCAUCCGUGGUCAAGGAGAAGUUGGUGCGCUUCUUACCCCGCACGGUGUCCCGGCUGCCUGAGGAAGAGACCGAGAGUUGGAUCAAAUGGCUCAAAGAAAUUCUCGAAAGUUCUCACCUGUUAACAGUUAUUAAAAUGGAAGAAGCUGGGGAUGAAAUUGUGAGCAACGCUAUUUCCUAUGCUUUGUACAAAGCCUUUAGCACCAAUGAACAAGAUAAGGAUAACUGGAACGGGCAGCUGAAGCUUCUUCUGGAAUGGAACCAGCUGGACCUAGCCAGUGAUGAGAUUUUCACCAAUGACCGCCGAUGGGAGUCUGCUGACCUUCAAGAGGUCAUGUUUACGGCUCUCAUAAAGGACAGACCCAAGUUCGUCCGCCUCUUCCUGGAGAAUGGUUUGAACCUGCGGAAGUUUCUCACCAAUGACGUCCUCACCGAGCUCUUCUCCAACCACUUCAGCACCCUUGUGUAUCGGAACCUGCAGAUUGCCAAGAAUUCCUAUAAUGACGCCCUCCUCACGUUUGUCUGGAAACUGGUAGCUAACUUCCGAAGAGGCUUCCGGAAGGAAGAUAGAAAUAGCAGGGACGAGAUAGACGUAGAGCUUCACGACGUGUCUCCUAUAACUCGACACCCCCUGCAAGCACUCUUCAUCUGGGCCAUUCUUCAGAACAAGAAGGAACUUUCCAAGGUCAUUUGGGAGCAGACCAGGGGCUGCACUCUGGCAGCCCUGGGAGCCAGCAAGCUUCUGAAGACUCUGGCCAAGGUGAAGAAUGACAUCAAUGCGGCAGGGGAGUCCGAGGAGCUGGCCAAUGAGUACGAGACCCGUGCAGUUGAGCUGUUCACGGAGUGCUACAGCAGCGACGAGGACCUGGCCGAGCAGCUGCUGGUGUACUCCUGUGAAGCCUGGGGCGGCAGCAACUGCCUGGAGCUGGCGGUGGAGGCGACGGACCAGCACUUCAUCGCCCAGCCUGGCGUCCAGAAUUUUCUUUCCAAGCAGUGGUAUGGAGAGAUCUCCCGAGACACCAAGAAUUGGAAGAUUAUCCUGUGUUUGUUUAUUAUACCCUUGGUUGGCUGUGGCUUUGUAUCAUUUAGGAAGAAGCCCAUCGACAAGCACAAGAAGAUUCUGUGGUACUACGUGGCGUUCUUCACCUCCCCCUUUGUGGUCUUUGCCUGGAACGUGGUCUUCUACAUCGCCUUCCUCCUGCUGUUUGCCUACGUGCUGCUCAUGGAUUUUCACUCGGUGCCACACUCCCCCGAGCUGGUCCUCUACGCCCUGGUCUUUGUCCUGUUCUGCGACGAAGUAAGACAGUGGUACAUGAAUGGGGUGAAUUAUUUCACUGACCUGUGGAAUGUCAUGGAUACACUCGGGCUUUUUUACUUCAUAGCAGGAAUUGUGUUUCGGCUCCACUCUUUGAAUAAAACCUCUUUGUAUUCCGGACGGGUGAUCUUUUGCCUGGAUUAUAUCAUAUUCACUCUAAGGUUGAUCCACAUUUUCACCGUAAGCAGAAAUUUAGGACCCAAGAUUAUCAUGUUGCAGAGGAUGCUGAUUGACGUGUUCUUCUUCCUGUUCCUGUUUGCGGUGUGGAUGGUGGCCUUUGGCGUGGCCAGGCAAGGGAUCCUCAGGCAGAACGAGCAUCGUUGGAGGUGGAUAUUCCGCUCGGUCAUCUACGAGCCCUACCUGGCCAUGUUCGGCCAAGUGCCCAGCGACGUGGACGGCACCACGUACGACUUUGCCCACUGCACCUUCACUGGGAAUGAGUCGAAGCCGCUGUGUGUGGAGCUGGACGAGCACAAUCUGCCUCGGUUCCCCGAGUGGAUCACCAUCCCCCUCGUGUGUAUCUACAUGCUCUCUACCAACAUCCUGCUGGUCAACCUGCUCGUCGCCAUGUUCGGCUACACCGUGGGCACCGUCCAGGAGAACAACGACCAGGUCUGGAAGUUCCAGAGAUACUUCCUGGUGCAAGAGUACUGCAACCGUCUGAACAUCCCCUUCCCCUUCGUGGUCUUUGCCUACUUCUACAUGGUGGUGAAGAAGUGUUUCCAGUGCUGCUGUAAGAGGAAAAACACGGAGACGUCUCCUUGCUGUUUCAAAAACGAAGACAACGAGACUCUGGCCUGGGAGGGUGUCAUGAAAGAAAAUUACCUCGUCAAGAUCAACACGAAAGCCAAUGACACCUCAGAGGAAAUGAGGCAUCGGUUUAGACAGCUGGAUACAAAGAUUAAUGAUCUCAAGGGUCUUCUGAAAGAGAUUGCUAAUAAAAUCAAAUAGAACUUCAUGGACUCUAAUGGAGAAAAAUCUAAUUACAGCAAGGUGAUCUCAGAAAUCUACGUGGGAAAAAGUCAAGUGCUGAUGAACAGUUUUGUUACUGAGGACUCAGUAAGAACUGUUCAGGCCCGGGGUACCGAGUAGAUGGCUUUAAUCACCCCAGUGUGCUCAAAUCUGAGAAACGGACGUGUGGUUGGUCUCACACAGGAAGAUGGGCACUAAGGAAGAGCUUCCCCUCAAGGCUGCCCGGUUACUUCCUGAGUCUCGGUCCCGCGGACUUGCUGUGUGAUCGGAGUAUGAUCCUGAACCCCCCCCAUCUUCCUUCGAUUUCCCUACUUCUGACCCCUGCGUGUUGCAGAAUAUCUCUCCCGGGAAGAAGAACCCGGUCGUGCGUUCCCUCCUGGAUGGUUGGUUUGUUUAACUCACUGAUCCCCGGCUAUUUUCCUUUUGGGAAUAUGUGACUAAUUAGUCGGCAUGUCGUUAAAAAGUCUCCCCAGUCAGGGCAGAUUCUAAAACCUGCCAGGACAAGAGGGGCCCGCGCUGCUCAGGAAAGACUGUUCUCACUUCUCAUUAUGCUUUUUAUCUCUCAGCGGAGGUGAUGUAGCAACGUCUUACCCUCUUACCCUCACCAGGAGCCCCCCAUUCUUAACGGUGUGAAUAAUCACCCAAAAAUGGGACCUUAAGAGGUACCCCUGGUUUUGUUUUCAGUGGAGGCUUCUUUCUCCUCUUUCUUCUUUUCCCGGUAAAGAUAAUUCAUGGAUGUUGUAGAAAAUUCAGACUACACAGACAAGUAGAGAGACGAUAAAUGCUCCUGUUAGUGGUUCAAGAUAAUCGCUGCUAACGUUUUAGGAGGCGUUUCCAAAUCCGUUUUCUUCUAUGCAUGCUUUAUCUAUCUUUUAAAAUUGCACACGAUGUCAUCAAACUACAUACACGAUUCUGUAUAAGCUGUUUCACUGAGUAUUUUAUCAAGGAUGUUUUGUUACGUUCCUGGUCUUCUAAAACACUAUGUGACUAAUGGCAUAAUAUACAAGCUCCGGUGAUUUCCGUAACGCUGGUCGUUGAAGGCUGUUUCCAACUGGUCAGUGGGACAGGCAUCUUGGCGUAUGAAUCUUUUCCUGCGCUUGGGAAGUUUUCCCGUGGCUGGAUCCCCAGGAGCGCGUAUUUAUGAUCAAACCAUUUACGGGGCUUUUUUCAUAAUUGUAUAGCAAAUAGGAGUUAUUAACUUCCGUCUAAGUUGCAAGAUCCAUGAACUUAGAACUCUUUAACAUAAGACAUUAUAUUUAACCCUUAGUUUAGGCAGAAACCCACAUACUUCUAUGAAUAUCGCAGGUAGUGGAGUUAUCCGUAUAGAAUUGGGGAGAUGAUCUUAUCAGACACUUCUCGUUCUGGCUUUCUCUGCAAGGGGUGGUGUCUUUGCCCAAAAGAUGUGCUCAAAGAACAUAAGGCACUUUAAAUGUCCAGAAUUAGUUUUCCCCGCUUUGAAUACACUAUAAACUCAAUGGCUGCAGAAGGAAAUCAUAGAAGGAAGCUAUUAAAAGAUCAUCUAAUUAGAAAAACUACAAAAGCACGAACCCCCCCAAAAGUGUCUUAUCAUUUUGUCUGGGCAUUAGUUGAAAUGAUUACUCACAACAUUCAGAAGGCUGGCAAGGAACGAAUAUAUGGGAAUGACUAUAUUAUUUUUUACUUUUAUUUAUUAUAUACUUUUAUUUUUUACUUAAACUUUAUUGAUGGCUUAAAGGGGAAUCCCCUUCAAAAGGGUUGAUGGGUUCAUGGUUUUGGAUGCUAAAAGUAGAUGGAAAAUUUAUGUGGCAAAAACUGCCAAUGAGUGGAAUUUUCAAAAAUUUCUCUGUUAGUGGGAGAACGUUACUUUUGUUUCACUACGGCAACUGGAAUAUCUGCCUUUUCUGAAGCCACCAAGAAGAGAUUUAUGUCCUCUCUGUGCUGGCGGGAAAAAAUAAAGUGUGUGGCACGUUGGAUAAAUACCACUGUGCGGGGAGAAACAGUCUUUCGCCUCUUACCCUCAUUCGAGUAGUGAAUUUGAAUAAAAUCAGGAAAUCGCACUGCAAACCUCUCAUAAGACCAAACUUAGCAUAACUAUCGGUGGACCCGCUAAAAUGCAUUUGCCCACAGAUUCCUAUGUCCGUUGCCCAUGUUUUUAUUAGUUUGAGAGAGACGUCUACAUGCCCAUCAGUAUCAGCGGCACAAGAACGUCUCCGAUUGGCGCUCGUGACAGAGAACCUGGACAGAUACUCAAAAUCCACUGGAGUUAGAGAAGGACUGACUGAGUGUUUUCAGCUCGGCUUGUCUGUUAGCUGGUUUUGCACGGCCACUCUACGCGAGUUUUGCGUAUUCAAAGUCGUUACGUUAGGUGUAGCUCUAACACGUUAAGGUGUAGGAAAUAGCACAGGUACGGAACGUGCGUCUACUCUGAGCUGCUGUCCUGUGCCCCACUGCUGGUAACGUGCAACUUGGCUUAAACGAGCGUGUAAAUGAAUUAAAUAACAAGGAAGAACUGUCAUGUGUUGCUUUGGUCAUUUUAUCGACGGUGAGAAUAAAAUGAAAUUACUUA
Prionailurus viverrinus (fishing cat) is the source of this 5934-nucleotide messenger RNA. RefSeq names its product transient receptor potential cation channel subfamily M member 8 (gene TRPM8). The coding region runs from base 54 to 3368 and encodes 1104 amino acids. Gene Ontology annotation, molecular function: ligand-gated calcium channel activity. The record is from RefSeq and is a predicted model, not a curated record. Gene Ontology annotation, biological process: calcium ion transmembrane transport. The transcript is spliced from 26 exons. Gene Ontology annotation, cellular component: membrane. Lineage: Eukaryota; Metazoa; Chordata; Mammalia; Carnivora; Felidae.